Molecule: messenger RNA, 705 nt
Organism: Pseudovirgaria hyperparasitica
Lineage: Eukaryota; Fungi; Ascomycota; Dothideomycetes; Acrospermales; Acrospermaceae
Exons: 4
Coding region: 1-705 (234 amino acids)
Source: RefSeq, a predicted model, not a curated record
AUGACCAUACUAUGGUGUCAUAGUGGGGUUUCAGAAGUUGAGUUGAGACGACAGUGUAGCAACUUCGGCACAUACAAUCUGAAUCCAUGGCGGAUAUUACUUUACGCGCAAUACGGGUCCUUAGAUAGCGAAGAUGCAGAAUCCGUGAACGACUUCCAUGACGCAGAAGAUGCGCUGAUGGAAGACGUACUAGUUCCUAAGAUUGUCAUUACAGACGAAGAAGGCAAUCAGACACAGUCCUCGGAGACGCCUACUGAAAGUCCAAUGCAUGCUCACGAUCCCGAGCUUGAAACUGCGAUACGACUAAACGAUUCGGAAACUUACCCUCAGUGGCCAAUAAACGCUGACAGUGACUGGGCUUGGUCGGAUAUUCCAGACGCUACUCCUCCGGUCCAGAUGGAUGACAUGAAUUGGCGCCAGCUAAGAAACACCAGAGUGGUAUUAAACAUAAUGUUUGAGGUUGCUUGCCGACGUAACCUACUCGGAGGAGUCGCCAUGCUUCCAGUAGAUUACUGGCAAAUCCCAGAAAAGAAUCGCACAAAACUUUGGGUUAUCAAAGGAAAACAGCAGAUGGCGAAUGAGUCCGACCGCCACAAAUGUGCUGUACCCUCGGAAAUGGACCCAGUUUACGGAUUCAAGAACGACGACGGCGGGAUUUCAGCCGCAAACUCUUUAAAAUCUACUAGAUACGUCUGCUUAUAUUAG